CCAAAGGAAGAAAAAAAAAAUGUUCCCUUUCUCAGUUCCUCCACCGCCAAAGUUUGGUUCUUUGACCAAAAAAUCGUCCUUUCUCGUCGUCGCUUUCAGACACUGAUCUUUGUCACCGUACAAUGAAUUCGCCGGGAUUAUCUCCGAAAUCGGACCGAAAAUCUCCGACGGUCCUCACCGUUCAACCUUCGUCCCCGAGAUUCACGCCGGUCAGCACUCCAACGGCCGGAGCCCAGCGCAAGAUUGGGAUCGCCGUUGAUCUGAGCGACGAGAGUGCCUAUGCCGUCCGAUGGGCCGUACAGAACUACCUCCGGUCCGGAGACGCCGUCGUACUGCUCCACGUACGGCCGACAAGCGUCCUGUACGGCGCCGAUUGGGGCGCGAUCGACCUGUCGCCGCAGUGGGACCCGGAGAACGAGGAGUCGCAGAGGAAGGUCGAGGACGAUUUCGAUGUCUUCACGAACGCGAAAGCGAACGAUAUGGCUGGGCCGUUGGUCGAGGCGGAGAUUCCGUUUAAGAUCCAUAUCGUGAAAGAUCACGACAUGAAGGAGAGGCUGUGUCUGGAGGUGGAGAGGCUAGGGUUGAGUACUCUCAUAAUGGGGAGCAGAGGUUUUGGGGCUGUGGCGAAGAGGAGUGGCAAAGGGAGGCUGGGGAGUGUAAGCGAUUACUGUGUUCAUCACUGUGUUUGUCCCGUUGUGGUUGUGAGAUUCUCCUAUGACAAUGGCGGAGGAGAAGAUGAGAAACGUGGUGGAAAUGGCGCCAAAUUCCCUUCCGACAGCGUUAAGCUUCAUACGGUGGCUGAGGCCGAGGGAGAGGGAGAAGAUAAGGAGUACCACCAUGAUGCUUCUGAUAAGCAGCAACAAGGGUAGCUUCCGAUUCAGGGAAAGAGCUUCAUAAAGACAUCGGAAAAAACGGAAGUCAUCCUUUGAACAGGGUUCGUGUUCUUCUUCUGUUCUGAUCAUGUUCUCGUCGUGUAAGUCUUCGGUUCUGUGUUAAAGUUUAACUUGUGUUGUCUAAGUGGGAAUCCAUUGUCUUGUUGCUCUUGAAGGAUUUGGUUUCCUAAAGAACUGUUUGUGUAAAUAACAUGUGAAUUCGUGGUACGAUCUCCCCAUCUGUUUGCUCUUACAUCAUCUUAUCCAUUGUUCAUGUUCUUGUGAUUGUUCA
Tarenaya hassleriana is the source of this 1164-nucleotide messenger RNA. RefSeq names its product universal stress protein PHOS32-like. Lineage: Eukaryota; Viridiplantae; Streptophyta; Magnoliopsida; Brassicales; Cleomaceae. The record is from RefSeq and is a predicted model, not a curated record. The transcript is spliced from 2 exons. The coding region runs from base 123 to 869 and encodes 248 amino acids.